Pelagomonas calceolata is the source of this 1481-nucleotide messenger RNA. The record is from the annotation of a GenBank genome assembly. Lineage: Eukaryota; Pelagophyceae; Pelagomonadales; Pelagomonadaceae.
CUCGAGUCUCAGGCGAGGCUGCACACUGCCGGCCGCAUUAUUGCUCGACGUAGUUACGCAAAGUACGUCUCGAGCAGGGCAAACACUUCGCACAACCAACACUGUCGGGCGCCAACCUCGAAAACUGCGCGAGCAUUGCUGCAAAACACCAGAGAGCACUGCCACUCAAAAAUGGGCAAGCUCGACGUCCAGGUCAUGCGCCACCUGUCGAAGGACGAUUACAGAGUGCUGACGGCCGUGGAAUUGGGCAUGCGCAAUCACCACGCCGUGCCCGUGCCAUUAAUUAUCAGCAUCGCGGGCCUGCGCCACGGCGGCGCGGCCAAGUUCCUGGCCACUCUACUAAGAUUCAAGCUCGUGUACCACGACAACAACAAGUACGAUGGGUAUAGAUUGACGUGGUUCGGCUACGACGUGCUCGCAUUGCGAGCUUUCGUGGCGCGCGGCGCGGUGGAUAGCGUGGGACGGAAGAUCGGCGAGGGCAAGGAGAGCGACGUGUACGAAGGUUGUCGGGCGUCGGACGACCGGAGGGUGAUCAUCAAGUUCCAUCGACUGGGCAAGACGUCGUUCAAGGCCGUGAAAGACAAGCGCGACUAUUUGGAGGGAAGGAAGACCGCGGGCAAUUGGUUGAACAUGAGCCGCCUCGCCGCCAAACGCGAGUGGGACUUCAUGUGUUGUUUGCAUGAGGAUAAAAGCAUAAAAGUGCCCGAGCCGCUGGACCAGAAUCGCCACGCGGUCGUCAUGGGCCUCGCUGAAGGGUUACCAUUGUAUCAGCUGGGGGCUCCCGGGUGUUUAGCUGAUCCUGAAAAGGUGUUGGAGUCUACUGUCACCAUUGCCCGACAGUUAGCUGCAAGAGGAUUGGUGCACUGCGACCUCAACGAAUUUAACUUGAUUGUCGAGCAGAACACGUCGGCGGUGACACUCAUAGACUUCCCGCAGAUGAUCUCCACAAAACACCCGAACGCGGCCAUGUACUUCGCGCGGGACGUUCGCGGGUUGGUCAAGUUCUUCACGAUGAAACUGAAAUUUGAUGUGGAUGAAGAGGGUUUAUUUGAUUUUGACGGGGCGUGUGCCUCGGAGGCGGUGACCCGUUUGGAUACGGCGUGCCGCGCCUCGGGCUUUGACGGCUGCGCGCCGGACAAGCGCGAGGGGCGGUCGCGCCCUGUCAAAGCUGUUACGGAGGAGGAAGAAGAUGAUAAUGAGAGCGACGACGAUGGAGUGGAGGCGCUGCGCGCGGAGUUCCUGGCGCGCGCGCGCGUCGACGCGCCCGCGGCCGACGCGUCGCCGCCGCCGCCCAUUGCUUAUGAGGCCGAUGCAGCGCCGCCACCCGAAGUCUGCGCCCAGAAGCUGCGCCGCGAGCGGGACAAGCAGCUGACGCGGCGCGCGCGCCACAACGGCUCGCGCAACUUCGCGAAGACGCGGUCGAGCCACGGCAAGAUCAAGCACAAGGAGAAGCUCGACCAGGAGUACUAAUGUUGUUAGAG